AUGGCAAUGGAAUGCAUCGCAACUCUCCCUCAUAGGUUCAACGAAAACAAAACCAAAGAGGAUCCUUCAAUCUUCGAUGCAAAUCUCCUGAAUCAGCUAUCAAACCACAUACCUCAACAGUUCAUAUGGCCCGACCACGAGAAACCUUCCACUGAUGUUCAACCUCUCCAAGCCCCUCUCAUAGACCUCGCCGGUUUCCUCUCCGGCGACUCCUUCUUGGUCUCGGAGGCUACUAGACUCGUCUCUGAGGCUUCAAAGAAACAUGGCUUCUUCCUAGUCACUAACCAUGGUGUAGAUGAGACGCUCUUGUCUCGUGCCUAUCUGCUUAUGGACUCUUUCUUUAAGGCUCCAGCUUGUGAGAAACAAAAGGCUCAGAGGACUUGGGGUGAGUCCUCUGGCUACGCUAGUAGCUUCGUUGGGAGAUUCUCCUCUAAGCUCCCCUGGAAGGAAACGCUGUCGUUUAAGUUCUCUCCCGAGGAGAAGUGUCAAUCCCAAACCGUCAAAGACUUUGUUUCUAAGAAAAUGGGAGAUGAGUACAAAGAUUUUGGAAAAGUCUAUCAAGAAUACUCCGAGGCCAUGAACAUUCUCUCGUUAAAGAUCAUGGAGCUUCUUGGAAUGAGUCUUGGAAUCGGGAGGAGACAUUUUAGAGACUUUUUCGAAGACAACGAGUCCAUACUACGGUUGAAUUAUUACCCACAAUGCAACCAACCGGAGCUUACAUUAGGGACAGGACCUCACUGCGACCCAACGUCUCUAACCAUACUUCAUCAAGAUCAAGUCGCUGGUCUUCAAGUUUACGUGGACAAUAAAUGGCAAUCUAUUCCUCCUAACCCUCAAACAUUCGUGGUGAACAUUGGCGACACAUUCAUGGCUCUAACGAAUGGAAUAUACAAGAGUUGUUUGCAUCGAGCGGUGGUGAACAGCGAUAGAGAAAGGAAGACAUUCGCAUACUUCCUAUGUCCGAAAGGAGACAAAAUGGUGAAGCCACCAGAAGAACUAGUAGGAGGAGUGAUGUCUGGUGAAAGAGAAUAUCCUGAUUUUACAUGGUCUAUGUUUCUUGAGUUCACACAGAAGCAUUAUAGAUCAGACAUGAACACUCUUGAAGAGUUCUCAAAUUGGCUUAAGAACAGAAGAAGUUUCUAA
Messenger RNA from Eruca vesicaria subsp. sativa (arugula), 1143 nucleotides. The record is from the annotation of a GenBank genome assembly. Lineage: Eukaryota; Viridiplantae; Streptophyta; Magnoliopsida; Brassicales; Brassicaceae.